Messenger RNA from Mangifera indica (mango), 3127 nucleotides. RefSeq names its product stachyose synthase. The transcript has 4 exons. The record is from RefSeq and is a predicted model, not a curated record. The coding region runs from base 296 to 2899 and encodes 867 amino acids. NCBI's taxonomy places the organism in Eukaryota, Viridiplantae, Streptophyta, Magnoliopsida, Sapindales, Anacardiaceae.
UUCAUACUAUUCUGCUCAACUUCGUUUUAGCGUUUUUGUUCUGUUCUAAUAAUUAUUUGUUCUUUACUGCGAAUCAGUAUAUCGAGAAUUAUUCAUUCUUAUUCUGCACAUAUAUUUUCUGAAAGUUAUAUUUCGUAAUCUCUGGAUAUUCAAGAUUCAUUUUCCGUAACAUUGUUUCUCAAAGCUCUUUAGAAACCCAUUAGGCUCCGAUAUUUUCAUCUUGAGGUCUUGUUUCUUGUCAUUAGUUUUUUUCUCCGUUGUAACUUUGUUCGUUCAUUCUCUGUUUUCUUCUGUCAUGGCUCCCCCAAAUGAUCCACCCAAACCUCUAUUCGUCAAACUCGGGUUCAACAGUUCGGAGAAAUACUUGAACUUGUCUAAUGGCAACCUUAAUGUCAAAGAUUUCCCCGUUCUUUCUGACGUUCCUAGAAAUGUCACUUUCAGUCCGUUUUCGUCAAUCUGUAAAUAUUCUGAUGCUCCAGUUUCUGUGCUCCAGCGAGUACAGGCCCACUCUCACAAGGGCGGCUUUUUGGGAUUUAAAUCCCAGGAAGAGUCCGACAGGCUGAUGAACUCCCUGGGUAGAUUUAGUGGAAGAGAUUUCUUGAGUAUCUUUAGGUUCAAAACAUGGUGGUCGACCCAGUGGGUUGGGGCUUCUGGUUCUGAUUUGCAAAUGGAAACCCAAUGGGUGCUCUUAGAUGUCCCUGAAAUAAGGUCUCAUGUCAUAAUCAUACCCAUUAUUGAUGGCAGUUUUAGGUCUGCUCUUCAUCCUGGAAAGGAUGGCCAUGUUAUGAUUUGUGCUGAGAGUGGUUCUACUCGAGUGAAAGCAUCAAAAUUUGAUGCUAUCGCUUAUGUUCAUGUGUCAGAUAAUCCGUACAAUAUCAUGAAAGAGGCUUACAGUGCUCUCAGGGUCCAUCUCAAUACUUUCAGGCUCUUGGAAGAGAAACAAGUGCCUUCUCUUGUUGACAAAUUUGGUUGGUGCACUUGGGAUGCGUUCUACUUAACAGUAGAACCGGCUGGUAUCUGGCACGGAGUAAAAGAAUUCGCUAAUGGUGGCCUCUCGCCAAGGUUUCUCAUCAUUGAUGAUGGCUGGCAGAGCAUCAAUCGAGAUGAUGAGGACCCAAAUCAAGACUCAAAAAAUCUUGUUCUUGGAGGAGAACAAAUGACUGCCAGGCUGCACAGGCUUAAUGAAGGGGAGAAGUUCAGAAAAUACAAGAGGGGUUCAUUGUUAAGUCCUAAAGCUCCUUCAUUUGAUCCAAACAAGCCAAAGAUGUUGAUUGCUAAAGCUAUAGAACUGGAGCAUGCUAACAAGAAUCGUGACAAGGCUAUCCAAUCUGGAGUAAAUGAUCUGUCAGAAUAUGAUUCAAAGAUCAAAAAGCUGCAAGGAGAACUAGAGCAGCUUUUUGGUGAAGAGAGCAGUUCGAGCAGUUCAGCCAAUGAAGGCUGCGGAAGUUGUUCUUGCAAGGAUAAGGAUUACGGAUUGAAGGCUCUUACAAGAGAUUUGAGAACAAAGUUUAAAAAUUUGGAUGAUAUUUGGGUGUGGCAUGCUCUUUGUGGUGCUUGGGGUGGUGUCAGGCCAGGAACAACUCAUCUAAAUUCAAAGAUCGCUCACUGCAAAGUUUCUCCAGGACUUGAUGGAACAAUGAAUGAUCUUGCUGUGGUUAAAAUUGUUGAAGGUGGAAUUGGGCUUGUUCAUCCCUCUCAGGCCCAUGAUUUCUACAACUCUAUGCAUUCCUCCCUUGCAGAAUCAGGCAUCACUGGUGUCAAAGUUGAUGUUAUCCACACUCUUGAAUAUGUUUCUGAAGAUUAUGGAGGCCGGGUUCAGCUUGCAAAGGCUUAUUACAAUGGACUUUCAGAUUCCCUGGUAAACAACUUCAAUGGCACUGGAAUCAUCUGUAGCAUGCAACAAUGCAAUGACUUUUUCUUCGUUGGAACACACCAGAUAUCUAUGGGAAGAGUUGGUGAUGAUUUCUGGUUCCAGGAUCCAAAUGGAGACCCAAAUGGAGUUUAUUGGCUACAAGGUGUUCAUAUGAUCCAUUGUUCAUACAACAGCUUGUGGAUGGGCCAAUUCAUACAGCCUGAUUGGGAUAUGUUCCAAUCUGAUCAUUGUUGUGCUAAAUUUCACGCUGGUUCAAGGGCCAUCUGUGGCGGUCCUGUGUACGUGAGUGACUCAGUCGGUGGCCAUAAUUUCGAUCUCCUCAAGCAACUUGUUUACUCUGAUGGCACCAUUCCCAAGUGCCAAUACUUUGCCCUCCCAACCAGGGACUGCCUCUUCAAGAACCCGCUAUUUGACCACAAGACAAUUCUAAAGAUUUGGAACUUCAACAAGUAUGGAGGGGUGAUUGGAGCUUUCAACUGCCAAGGAGCUGGCUGGGACGGCAAAGAGCUGAGGAUCAAAGGCUAUCCAGAGUGUUUUAAGCCAGUUUCAGGCUCCGUGCAUGUUACUGACAUCGAAUGGGACCAAAAGGCAGAAGCUGCACAUAUGGGUGAGGCUGAAGAGUAUAUAGUCUAUCUCAACCAGGCUGAGAAACUACUCUUUAUGACCCCCAAAUCUGAUGCAAUUCAAAUCACUAUCCAGCCAUCCUCUUUUGAGCUUUUCAGCUUUGUACCGAUUAAGAAGCUUGGUCCCGGCAUCAAAUUUGCUCCAAUUGGGCUCAUUAACAUGUUCAAUUGUGGAGGGACAAUCAGAGAAUUGGAAUUCUUUGAGUCUGGAGCUGAUGUCAGUGUCAAGAUUGAAGCGAAAGGGGAAGGAAAUUUCUUAGCCUAUUCAAGUGAACCCCCCAAGAAAUGUUUCUUGAAUGGUGCAGAAGUAUCUUUUGAGUGGUCAUCAGAGGGCAAACUGACCUUGAAUCUUCCUUGGAUUGAAGAGGCUGGUGGCAUUUCUGAUGUAGCUAUUCUCUUUUGAAAUAAGUACAAGGGCUAGCUAUUUACUUCUAAUUUCAUCAAUGUGUGGACUGUAUAUAAGUACUUCUGAAGUAUGUUGAUUUUAGUUAUUUGUCAGGAAACUUUAUUGCUCAAUAUUGAGCUUCGUAAGGGUGUAAUUGUUCCCUUAAUUGUAAACAGCAUUUUACAUUUGAUAUCUUUCUUUCAAAUCAAAAUAAAAUUUGAUGCUCUGUAGAGUGAUUUGCUUGCA